This is a messenger RNA of Meloidogyne enterolobii, 984 nucleotides long. The record is from the annotation of a GenBank genome assembly. Lineage: Eukaryota; Metazoa; Nematoda; Chromadorea; Rhabditida; Meloidogynidae.
AUGUUUUUUAUUAAUGGACAAAAUAACGAUAAUCUUGUAGUGUGUAAUCGAAAUUCAAUGCCACAACAAGACUCGCAAAGAGAGUGCUUUUUGCCUCCUUCCCAAUUGUGCACUUCUCCAACACACACAUUCAUUCACUCUGAUGUUAACACUUCUGUUCCUUCUCGAUACCGACUUCCAUUGCCAGAUGCUUUCAUUGUUUCUUCAUCAGCUUGCUCAUCACAGAAUUCUCCUACAAACUUAAUUAAAAAUAAACAAAAUUUUGUUCAACCGUCAUUGCCCUGUUGUAGCAGUAAUUGUUCUUCAAUAAGAACUGUAAAUUCUGGUACUAGUUAUUCUAAUAAUAGUGAACAACAGAAUAAUUUAAUUAAAAUGUCUGAUGGAGGGAUUAUCAAUCAACUAAGGCCUUCAAGUAUUGGAAGUACUGCAAUUGCAGAUCCUACAAAUUCUGUUAAUGGAUCUAUUACAACUAAUUCAUCAGCUGCUCUUAUAGCUGAAACUUUACAACAAAUUGACCGUCUUGGAUUAGAAUUGGAUAAUUAUUGUACAGGAUUAGAUAUUGAGAGUAAUGCCGAAGAAAAGAAAUAUUUUGAUAAACAAGAAAAUAUUCAUACUGAUAAAAACAAACAAAAACUUCCUCCACCAGUUCCGCCUAAGAGAAUUGAGAAUUUCUGUCCACCAUCUAAUGUUCGAUUUAGAAAUGAUUCUAAUUUUUUUGGUCAGGAACAGAAUAAAACCGUUCAACCCCCUCCAUUACCAGAGCGAAGGAAUUCAACAAUCUCUGCUGCUACCCCAACAGCACCAAGCAUUGCUGAUAUCCGUUCUGCUUGUGUCAUUCCUCCUCUCAGCUCAAUGACUAUGUCAAUGCCAAUUUCUUUUAAUUCAGCAAUACCUUCAAUUAAAAAAGAACCUUCACAAAUAUUUAAUCAUGUGCCAAAUCAAACUGAGACUUUAUUUUCAUUAUCUAAUUAUCACAAUCAAUAA